Molecule: messenger RNA, 2908 nt
Organism: Alnus glutinosa
Lineage: Eukaryota; Viridiplantae; Streptophyta; Magnoliopsida; Fagales; Betulaceae
Product: receptor-like protein kinase ANXUR2
Exons: 3
Coding region: 147-2741 (864 amino acids)
Biological process (GO): protein autophosphorylation
Cellular component (GO): plasma membrane; plasmodesma
Molecular function (GO): ATP binding; transmembrane receptor protein tyrosine kinase activity
Source: RefSeq, a predicted model, not a curated record
CAAAAAAUAAAACCAAAAGAAUCCAUCCAUGCUGUUUUGUGGGCGUACAGGAAAACUUCGUCUUUUCUCCUUUCUUGAUCACCAGCCUCCCCUGUUUUCCUGUACGCCGAACUCCGUGAAAUCUCCCACUUUCUUUCUCCUUAGCCAUGCACGCCAAUACCCAUAAUUUCCUUUUUCUUGUUUGUCUACCUUUCCUCUUGAAUUCCCUCCAUGUACGGAGCGGGGAGAUAGACUCAUUGGUCUUGAGCUCUGGUAAUGGCGGCACCGACACAGAUGGAAGGAAAUGGGUUCCAGAUUCUACGUACCUUGAUGCAAAAAAUUCAGUUACCUCCACCGCCCAGUUCCAAGAUCCGUCACUUACCUCUGCGAUUCCAUACACGACAGCAAGGAUUUUCCCAUCCGAGGCGACGUACAAGUUCCCAGUGAAGUUAAAUAAGCGUUACUGGCUUAGGCUCCAUUUUUAUCCGUCGGCCUACGGCAAUUUCAAUAUGGCAGACUCCUAUUUCUCAGUUGUCGCGAAUACUCUCACGCUCUUGAACAAUUUCAGCGCUUCGAUUAAUUGUCAGGCCCUUUCACAAGCAUACCUUGUGCGGGAGUAUUCCCUCGCGCCAUCGGAAUCGGAGACUCUGACUGUCGUCUUCAAGCCUUCCGAUAAGCAUGCCGGGGCUUUUGCGUUUGUCAAUGGGAUCGAGGUGAUUCGAAUGCCAGACUUGUUUGACGCUGCAGCAUUGGUGGGGUCGCCUGAAGAAUUUGAUCUCAACAGCUUGACGACGGAGACCAUGUAUAGAUUGAAUGUCGGAGGGCAGUAUAUCUCUCCGGCCAACGACUCCGGUCUUUUCCGAGCGUGGUACGACGACUCACCGUAUUUAGCCUACGCUGCAUUGGGGGUCACCACUUCGGCUAGCCCAAAGACUAAGAUCGAAUAUAGAGGUAUGCCUGUAUACAUAGCUCCGGAAGAGGUUUAUAGAACGAGCAGAUCAAUGGGCGUAGUCAAGAGUAUCACAAAGAGUUUCAACCUCACAUGGCAGUUCAAGGUUGAUCCAAAGUUUAUGUAUCUUGUAAGGUUACAUUUCUGUGACUAUUCCAACAGCAAACUGAAUCAGCUGGUGUUUUCUAUCUUCAUCAACAAUCAAACAGCAGAGGCUAUGGCGGAUGUGAUUGCAUGGAGUGGGGGGAGAGCAGUGCCAACCUACAAAGAUUACGUGACAUAUGUGAAAGAGGGGUUGGGAAAUGAGAGACCGACGCUUUGGUUGGCAAUUCAUCCCUCAGAAGCAGCAAAGCCUCAGUUCUUAGACGCAAUGCUCAACGGUCUAGAGAUAUUCAAGCUCGGUGACUCGGCUGGCAACUUGGCAGGUCCCAAUCCUCAGCCUGUACGUUUGCCUGCCGUGGAUGAGGUGGAGGCAAAGACUUUUGCUAAAUCAAACGGCGACACAAAAGUUUUGGUGAUCGGUGCAGCUGCUGGAGGAGCCGCAGCCAUUGGCAUUGUGGCUGCAAUUGGUAUCGUUCUACUCUACAAUCGAAAGAGACGAAUCCUUGGAUCGGAAUCACAUGCUUCCCGCUGGCUACCAAUCCAUGGAAACUCCCAAACGACGACUACCACCAAAUCAACCAUCUCAGGGAAGAGUACUGCCAGCAGCGGAAUCUCAGCGGCGGCUCAGGGACUGUGCCGCCACUUCUCGUUGGCGGAGAUCAAACAAGCUACAAAGAACUUUGAUGAGUCGAAUGUCAUCGGGGUUGGAGGCUUCGGGAAGGUGUAUAAGGCAGUUAUCGACGCAGCAGGGAUUAAAGUGGCAAUCAAGAGAUCAAACCCAUCUUCAGAACAAGGAGUUAAUGAGUUCCAGACAGAAAUUGAGAUGCUUUCUAAGCUGAGACACAGGCAUUUGGUGUCUCUGAUAGGGUUCUGUGAGGAAGAUAAUGAGAUGUGCUUGGUUUAUGACUACAUGGCGCGUGGGACUCUUAGGGAGCAUAUCUACAAGUGUAAACAGCCUCUUCCAUGGAAGCAAAGAUUGGAGAUUUGCAUUGGAGCUGCAAGGGGACUUCACUACCUUCACACAGGUGCCCGGUACACCAUUAUCCAUAGAGAUGUUAAAACAACAAACAUUCUCUUGGAUGAGAAUUGGGUUGCCAAGGUUUCAGAUUUUGGGCUCUCCAAAACAGGACCAAAUAUGAACAAUGGCCACGUUAGUACAGUGGUGAAGGGUAGCUUUGGUUACCUGGAUCCUGAAUACUUCAGGAGGCAACAGCUGACUGAGAAAUCCGACAUCUACUCAUUUGGUGUUGUCCUUUUCGAGGUCUUGUCUGCAAGGCCUGCGCUCAAUCCCAGCCUUCCAAAGGAGCAGGUUAGUCUUGCAGAUUGGGCACUCCACUGCAAAAGAAAAGGAACACUGGAGGAUAUCAUUGAUCCUCAUGUCAAGGGAAAGAUCAAUCCAGAAUGCUUGAAGAAGUUUACAGACACAGCUGAAAAAUGCUUGGCUGAUGCUGGAUUUGAGCGCCCUUCAAUGGGUGAUGUGUUGUGGAAUCUUGAGUUUGCUCUCCAGUUGCAGGAAAAUCUGCAGGAUGGCUCAAGCCGUUCUUCGAGAGGCGGGGAAAGUGAUGAGACCUCUGAAGAAAGCCUGAGAAACCGUAACAUGGCAAUGCAUUACAGGAACCUUAACAUUGGAAGUGAGUAUGAAGGGAGUGAUCAAGGAUCCAGCGGAACCAGUGCAAUCUUCUCGCAGAUUGUCGAUCCUAAAGGACGAUAAGAAGGAUGACAAUGGAAGAAGCCAUGGAAUCCCAAAGGGGUUUACUUCGGAAGGGUGAUGCUUUAUUGUAUGAAUUAUGUGUUGGGUUUGUUUUGUUUUUUACAUUUUAGUAUCAAAUGUUGAUCAGGCUAUGAGAAAGAAAAAAGAAGAAAGUACAGCAACUUUGU